Molecule: messenger RNA, 252 nt
Organism: Prunus armeniaca (apricot)
Lineage: Eukaryota; Viridiplantae; Streptophyta; Magnoliopsida; Rosales; Rosaceae
Source: the annotation of a GenBank genome assembly
AUGGUUCUCAAUAGGGCAGCCUCCUUCAUCUACAAUUUCUUCAGUCCGCUUUUAGGACAGACAAGUUUUAAGGCAGCCCCAUGUUGCUAUGAGGUGAUUGAAUCAGAGGGUGGGAAGAUAGUUGAGGAGGAGGUUUGUUGUGUGUGUUUGUCAAGAUUGGUGGAGGUGGUUCGACGCAUGCCGGACGACCUGCCCGCUGUGCCGGUUUCCGGUGGGAGGGAACAAGUCUCAGGUGGUGGAGUUGCUGACUGA